AUAUUCAAAAGAUGCUAAAAACGUCAAAUUCGUUUUAAAUGAUUUGCUUGUGAAGUUAAAUGUUUAUUUCUCGAUUUUGUUUGUUUCUUUAAAUUAGAAAACCAUUCUUCCAGGCAAAUAUUGAUAUUUUGUGAGCCUAGCUACAGGAUAUAUUGAGAAUUAUGGACGAAGAGCCUAAUAUUUGCAGAUUGUGCCUAGAAAUUAUCGGUGAAAAUAUUUCUUUCACCCCAUUACAGCAUAAUAAUGCUGUUAUUCAAAAUCUAAAUUUAAUUUGUUUCUCCACUAUUAAGAACCUUCAAAUAACAAAAAAUCCAAUUAUAUGUGAACAAUGCAACAAAAAACUGAGGAUAUUCACCACUUUCAAGCAAAAUAUUAUAAAUAACGAAUUCAAGAUACAAAGCAAUGAAAAAAAUCGACAGAAUGCCUUCCUUCAAUCAAUCUCAAAUGAUGUAGAUAAAAUUUGUCGUCUGUGUUUGAAAAUAUCUGAUGACAAAAAUAAAUUUUACACUACUUUGAAAGAAAGGAACAGUUUAAUUAAAAAUUGUAAAAUUUGUUUGAAUGCAAAUUUAAAGAAUCCAUCUAAAAUAUGUCAGGUUUGUGAAGAAAUUUUGGAGAGUUUAGCUGCCUUCACUGAUAACUGUGAUGAAAAGGAAAGAAAGUUAGUUUCUGCAGCUUCAGAAAAAGGAAUUCUCAAUUGCAGUGAUCUUGUGGAUAUUUUUAAUCUUAAGCAAGCAAAGAAGCUAAAUAAAACUUGUUCAGAAGGUAAUAAUAAUUUAAAACAAGUUGGGCUGUCUGUAAAAAGGAAAACAAAACUAAAUAUUGGCUCAAAUGCAUUAAAAAAUACGAUUGAGAGAGUUAAAAGCAACCUGAAGACCCAGUGUGAAGAGAGUCAUGAGAAGAGUUCGUCUAAAGUCAAAAAAGAGAACUUGAAACAAAUUAAAAUAACAGAUAUGGCGCAUACAAGUAAAACAUCAAAAAAUACUGUUAUUCCUGGUGUUGAGGUUAAAAAAACGCAUAGAACGUAUGUUAAAAAAGACACAACAAAAAACAAAGUUCCUAAUAUCAGAAAACAUCUAAAAAUCUUAAAUGAGAUAAGGAAAUCUCUGACGCUAGACACUACAUAUAUUGAUGCUGACACUACUGACGUUGGAGAUGUUACCUUACAAAGCCUGGAAGAUUAUAAUCCAGAAAUUAAUGGCAUCCAAGAACUGUCAGACUUGUUGGAUACCCAAACUGGUAAAACCAGCGGUAAAGAUAACGCAGUUAUUAUUAUGAAUUUUCAAAUUAAACCCAGUAACACAAUCCUAGAUCUUAAAUCAGAUGAUGUAGAUGACUGUGGUUCUGAUAAAUCAGAGGUUUUAGAAGAGAGUGUUGAUGAGGUUGAGAUUGAAUUGAAUAUCGACGAGUUAUCUAAAAAUAUUCAGGAUAAAAUUAAUCUAAAUAAUGCGGUAGAAGUUGGUGAAAAACAGACUGAAAAAUCACAUAAUACUGGUAAUAUUCGUAUUCAUCACCAGAUUGUUGUAAAAAAAUCAGAGGAAGACCUAGAACAAAAAGUAAGUAAAAUAAUCGUUCAAAAAGAAGAUGUUUCUCCAAAAAUUGAAUUACAACAUGAAAAAGUACAGGAAGCAGUGGUUCAAAAAGAUGUUGUUAAAGGCAAGAGAGGAAGAAAAAGGAAGAUACCCCUGCAAGAAGAAUCUUCGGCUACUCCUUUGACAACAGCACAAAAACCAGUUACUAAGGGUAAAAGAGGAAGGCCAAGGAAGUAUCCUUUGCCAGAAAAUAUCGACAAAGUUGUUGAGGUUCCUAAAAAAGGCAAAAGAGGGAGACCAAGGAAGUAUCCCCUCCCAGAAAAUAUGGAGAGGGUUGAGAAUGUGAGUGAAGAGAAGAAAGAAUAUGAGUGUGAAGAAAAAAAUAUUGAAAUUACAGCUCAAAAAGUAGUUACUAAGGGUAAAAGAGGAAGAAAAAGGAAGAUACCUCUGCAGGAAAGUGAUGACAAAGUUCAGAGUGUUGAUAAAGAGAUUCCUGAAAGUACUGCUCAACAAGAAGAAGUUCCAAAAGUACCUAAAAAAAGAGGAAGAAAAAGAAAAAUACCCUUGCCAGAAAAUACUGAAACCCCUGAGAAAGUCACCGAAGAAAAAGAUAAGGAAGAAUCAAAACCUGAAGUUACUGCUCCAAAACAACAAAGAACUGAAACCGCCAACAAUGAAGCUCCUAUCGUACAAAUUCUUGAUGUUCUGGAAACAUCACAGUCUGAAAUAUCUCCAGAAUCGGAUAAUGUUAUACAGCCUAACGAAAAUGAAGAAGUAAUUAUGAUAAAUGAAGUUUCCGAUUUCGAUAAAAUCGAUACUCAAAAGGAAGUAAAAAAUGAGGCUAAACCUUUUGACGUUACUAUAAUCCGAAGGAAGAAAAAGACAGUUGUUAAUAGGGCUGAAUUGGACAAGACUUGGCAGAAAUUGACGGGGAAGGUUACCGAUACGGAAGAGCAACAAGAAUCGUCUCCGGAAGCGAAGCCCGCAGUAAAAGUACCGAAAAAAAGGGGCCCAAAACGGAAACCUUCAUCAGAGCUAAAAAAGAAUAAACUAAAGAAGAAAGUGGUGUACCACCAGUGCCCUUGUUGCUCGUUUAAAACUACUUCGAAAUUAUCUCUUAUCCAACACAAAUACAUACACAACGUUCUAGGCAAUUUCUCUGAAUAUCAGUGUAGUCAGUGUCAAUUUAGAACAUCGGUUGAAGAGUUAUUCACUCAGCAUAUGAUGACUACUCACAUCAGCAGCCAACUCAUCUUCGGAUGCAUCUUUUGCGACGCGUUCACCAGCAAACGGAAGCACCCCAUGAUGAACCACGUGUUACUCCAACACGACGACAAAGACGUGGCCAACAUGUUCUACUGUUGCGUCAUGAACAAGGAUACGUCCGACGAGUACUUCGAGUGCUUCCAGUGCCACUUCCAGUCGGUGGAGGAGGCGGUGAUGCCCGAUCACGUGAUCGAUCACAACCAAGACGUCCCCAUCAAGAACCCGGAGGUGCCGAUGUUCAGGUGCCAGCGGUGCUCGUACAGCACCAAGUCGGAGGAGAUGUUGCAGAGGCACAUGGACAUCAAGCACGACACGGAAUCGAUUAUGAUCAAGCAGGAAGAACCGGAAGUAGAACUGCUGUUAUGUGAUAUGUGUCCCUACCGGACGAUACACAAGAGGAGUUUGGCCAAUCACAAAAAUAAGAAGCAUCCUCCUCAUGUCAAGAAUCCCUCAACGACAACAAAACCCAACACCGGCAAACAGUUCUUUUGCGCGAGCUGCGAUUACAGCACCUUCCGCAAGGUCAACAUAGCCAGGCACGUUUUGGUCCACAUGACCAAGCAAAACGUGGAGUAUUUCGAAUGCAACCAUUGCUACUUCGAAACGAAACAUCGCAGGAGCUUCACGAGGCAUAUGGAGGCGCGGCACCGAGUAUUAGUGUAGAUCUGUGGCUUUGAUUGGACAAAAACCCAGUAAAUAUGUUAGAUAACUUAAGUUACAAAAUGCUGCAAGUGAGGAGGGGAGGAACUUAACAGUCAAUAGAAUUCUAACCUCACUCUGUCAAUGGUUUAUGUCUAAGGCAGUAUUCAGUUGUUUAUUCCGGACCGGUAAACUACGGUAAACCGUCUUCCGUAAUAAGAAAACUUUCAGGAAACAGAUAGAAACGGAACAUAAAACCAUAAGUACUAUACAGUGUUGCCAUACUAUUUCUUAUUUACUAAAAUCUUGGAUAAAAACAGUAUAUCCGAAAAAUUGUAGAAACCAGGAAAUGAAAAUUAACUUUAUUAAUAUUUAGCUAUAUUUUCUUAAAUAUCAAGGAUAACAGGGCAACUCUCGUUAUAUUAUACAGGGUAUUUUUAUAGCGUGGCCGACAUUGCAAUAUUUAUAAUGCUAUAUUUCAAUUUUUUUAAAUGCAACCCACUGUAUAUUAUUUUUUAUUUAGAUGCAGAAUUAGAAAACGAGCAUUUUUUUGUACCUAAAUUUUUUUCAGUUUUUAUUUUGCAUAUGGCUUUUUCAAUAGUAAAAUAUAAGAUAAAAAUCAUGAGGUACAACAUUUAUAUAAACCUUGUUUUUUUUCAUUUCUUUGUCAACAAUAUUAUAUACUGAUAUUGCACUCCCACACACUAGUGGGCCACCCUGUAUAGUUUCACUUAUAUCUAAUCUUUUUAUUGUAGUUAUUUGUCCUUUUUUGUAGCGUUCCUCCCUUUUUUGCUGUAUUUUGUAACAUAUAUCACCAAAGUGCCUUUAAUAUUGUUUUAAAUAUAAAAGUUACAUUAUUUGUGACGUAAGGUAGCUUAGUGGCUUUAUACAAGGUACGCCAAACAGUUGGAAAAAACUUUUUUUUUAUUGUUGAACUUCGAACUUGUUGCGGUUUUUUGUCACACCCUGUAUAUCAUGUAGUGUAUUUUUGAGAUUUGGGAAUAUUUAAGGUAUAUGUAAUUUUUCCUCAAAAAUAUUAGCUAGCCCAAACUUAUCUGUACAUUUUUUCAAAAUGUAAAUCUAGCAUUAUACUCUUUUUUUAAUUAUUUUUUCAUUUCAGUUAUACCUAUAUUAAAUAUAUUUCUAUAUAAGCCUAGUAUUACUAUUUCGCUAUCUUAUAUAAAGAUAGAUAAAAGAAAUGUUUAUAAUUUUCUUUUUGUAUAUUUUUAUAUCAUAAAAGGAAUAGUAUACAGUUUUAUCUAAAUAACAAUUAAAUUUUAAUGCUUUUUAUAUAUAUUUAGAUAUGUUUUUUUUUCUAGGGUCU
Molecule: messenger RNA, 4758 nt
Organism: Sitophilus oryzae (rice weevil)
Lineage: Eukaryota; Metazoa; Arthropoda; Insecta; Coleoptera; Curculionidae
Exons: 6
Coding region: 162-3458 (1098 amino acids)
Biological process (GO): regulation of gene expression
Cellular component (GO): nucleus
Molecular function (GO): zinc ion binding; DNA binding
Source: RefSeq, a predicted model, not a curated record